Messenger RNA from Pristis pectinata (smalltooth sawfish), 1754 nucleotides. Its product is annotated as protein FAM102A-like. NCBI's taxonomy places the organism in Eukaryota, Metazoa, Chordata, Chondrichthyes, Rhinopristiformes, Pristidae. Bases 373 to 1503 code for a protein of 376 amino acids. The transcript is spliced from 12 exons. The record is from RefSeq and is a predicted model, not a curated record.
ACAGCACACACCUUCUGACCCAAUUACAAACAACAAGGAGGAAGUCUCACGGCGUCUGCCUCCUGAUGUUCACAUGACACCUGCGACGGGGGGAGUCGUAAAAGUGAAUGGAGUUUAGUUAAAAGAGCCGAGAGAGACGGGGCUCAGUGUAGUCACGGUCAGUGUCUGGUGGACUUAGAAUCACGGGGAAGGGUGAGUGAAUGCGAAUCCUGGAACGGGAUAGGGAACUUGUGAAACAUUUCUGCUUCCUCGUAUCCAGUGUCAGUAUUACUCUGAAACUUUCUACUGCUGAGAAACUCGCCUGGACUUCUCUGGAAAGUACAACCAUCCAUUUAACAGCCUUCAAACCAGGACGGUGGUUGGGGUCUCCCGAUGGCUUUCCUGACGAAAAGGAAGAAGUUCAAGUUCCUGGUGAGGCUGACGGUGGUGAAUCUGUCCGCCGUGCCGUUCGUGAACGGGAUCCUCUUCUGUAAGAUCCGUCUCCUGCAAGGGGGAGGCUUCAGCGAGCUGACAACUCGGGAAGAAGUUCAGGAAAACUGUGUGCAGUGGCAGAAGGAAUCGUGCUUCACGUGCAAAAUGAAUGCCAGCCCAGUCACGGGAGUCCUGGAUCCGAGCAUCUGCCGAGUGUCUGUCCGUAAGGAGCUGAAGGGCGGGAAAUCAUUCGUGAAGCUGGGAUUCGUUGACCUGAACCUUGCCGAGUUUGCCGGUGCUGGCUCCACUGCUCGCUGCUGCCUCCUAGAGGGCUACGACACCAAGAACACCCGGCAGGACAACUCCAUCCUCAAGGUCUCCAUCAGCAUGCAACUCCUGUCGGGCGACCCUUGCUUCAAGACCCCCCACUCCAUGGCCAAGCCGAUCGAGGUCCUGGGUUGUCAGAGCUCCCUGGCGCUGGAUUGCAAAGGAGAUGACGGGACAGGGAGUUCUGUCCCGGAGACUGAACCCAUCCGGCCGGACUCCUGCAAGCUGAAGAGGGUCAGGUCCCUCCUGGGGACAGCAGGAAUACCCGAGAGCAGCGACCGCCCGCCAGAGCAGGUGAUCCGGAAAAGGCAUUCAAGAAAUUCCAGUGCAUCCAGUCAGCUCUCUAAGGUCUCAGGUUACAGCUCGGAGGGCUCGGUCUGCACCCCCCGCUUCGAGCUGGCUCACCGGCGGGAAGGAUCUGGCAGCAGUGCCCUAUCCUCAGGGACUGGCAGCAUGGCUGAUGUGGGCGAUGGGGCUCUGGAGGGAGCGGCCCCGCUCCACAGGAUCGCCUUCCGCUCGGAGCGGCUGUCAAGGCGGAAGAACGAGGAGCCAGAGAGCCGGCCCACGCAGGUGGACGACACUCGGGUCAACGCAGACGACAUCGUGGAGCAGAUCCUCCGGGACCAGGACUUCAGCCAGUGCGGGAGCGCUGAGGACAGUGGUCUACAGCUGUAUGUGGGAAGAGACGGGACUGUCAGACUGGGCAGCCUACAGACCGAUAACAGAUGGUAUGACUACAAGCCCGUGGUGAUCGACAGCCAUUGAGCCAAACGCACCAACAAUUUCGGAUUCACCUUCCUAUUUUCUGCUGCCCUCGUCACCCAGAAUAGUGCAAGGUCCUGGAUCUCCUACUGCGGAGCACGAUGGCCAUUUUUCUUUUAAAGGAGGGCGAACGAUAUUUGGCGGAAAUGUCGGGGGAGAGCAGUGUUCACCCUACCCCAGGCUACCAGCCCAAGAGUGAAGAGUUGGGAUCCGGACAGUGUACUCAUAAUAAAAGUUAACGAUUAUAAAAUUAA